Messenger RNA from Hemisphaericaspora subhashii, 702 nucleotides. RefSeq names its product mitochondrial 54S ribosomal protein uL16m. Bases 1 to 702 code for a protein of 233 amino acids. The record is from RefSeq and is a predicted model, not a curated record. NCBI's taxonomy places the organism in Eukaryota, Fungi, Ascomycota, Pichiomycetes, Serinales, Debaryomycetaceae. Gene Ontology annotation, molecular function: rRNA binding; structural constituent of ribosome. Gene Ontology annotation, cellular component: mitochondrial large ribosomal subunit; ribosome. The transcript has a single exon. Gene Ontology annotation, biological process: mitochondrial translation.
AUGUUUGGGUUGAUAAGAAGCAAUUUGGUUAGCUCUAUCAAGCCUACCACAAUAAUGACAAGUUCAGUUCCAGUUUUAAGUUCAUCAACUUUUGGAUCAUCCUUUUCUAUAUUCAAAAGAUUUAGACAUGAAUAUUCUCCAAGAGUUAAAGUAGUUAGAAAAGCACAAAAGGGAAGAGUUUCAGUAAGAACUGGUGGAUCUAUUAAAGGAAAUAGUUUAGCAUUUGGGAAACUUGGAUUAAGAUUGAAAUCAAAUGGAAUUAGAUUUAAUGCUAAUCAACUUCUAGCAGCUGAUAAGGUUCUUAAGAGAGAAUUAAGACCUAGUCGUUCUCAAUUGAUUACUAGAUUUGUUUGUGAUUUAGCGGUUUGUGUUAAAGGUAACCAAACUAGAAUGGGUAAAGGUAAAGGUUCAUUUGAUCAUUGGGCAUGUAGAGUUCCUACUGGUAAAGUUUUGUUUGAAAUUAAGGGGGAUAUUCAUGACAAAAUUGCUAGAGAAGCUUUAAGAAAAGCAGCAGCUAAAUUACCAGGGCUUUUUGAAAUUAUUGAUGAAAAAUCAAAGAUUAGAGUUAGUCCAACUUGUUUAAUCGAUAAACCAGAACCAAUUAAUUAUGAAGAGAAAUUCAAUGAAAAUCCAAGUAAGAAAUGGAAGAAUAUUCAAGAAAAUAAAAAUGAUUCAAUGUAUACUUUAUAUAGUGGUAGGUAA